CUGGCAGAGGAAGACGUCGCAGGGCAAAGAGUCCAGAGGCCGAGACCGUCAACAGCAAGAGACCACGAAGGGAAACCGAAACGUUCUAGAGAUCAGCAAAGUGAAACACCGAGUCCCAAACCGAGUCCUGGCAGGUUCUGGAAAACAAGAGCGAGCUGCAGACGAGACGGCGAAGACGCAGCCAGAGACGCCACGAAGGAUUCUCUGGAGAAGUAAAACCACGUAGAGCGAAGGCCAAAUCUCCAGAAGAGACGAUGAAGACCACCAAAGUAAAACCACGUGGAGCGAAGGCCAAAUCUCCAAUGGAUUCCAUCCUGCACACAACUCUGCAACGCUUGAAGAUCAGAAAGGUCGAAAGAUCGGCUGCGGAGGAAGUCGUCAAUAGAAUAUUAAAAACUAUAAUGGAUCACUUGAAAGAGAACAGCCAGAGCUUUAGAGAAGUAGAACCCUGGCUGGGCAUCGAGAGCUACUAUGAGAACGUGAAGAUUUCUAACCCCGAUGAGUUCGAUGUCAUGCUGCCCGUUCCCGUGAAGCAAGUGGACGUUCAUCCGUUCGGAGGCGACGGAGCUUUGUACAGCACGUUGUCCGCCAACAGGGUGCUCCAGAAGUUCAGGGACGAGGUGGAGAAAUACAUCAAGCAAUGUACAGGCGGAGCAGGAGCAGGUGCAGGUGCAGGUGCAGGA
Cyclopterus lumpus (lumpfish) is the source of this 683-nucleotide messenger RNA. It is a transcript of the gene cgas, whose product is annotated as cyclic GMP-AMP synthase. Gene Ontology annotation, cellular component: cytosol; nucleus; site of double-strand break. Gene Ontology annotation, molecular function: chromatin binding; double-stranded DNA binding; 2',3'-cyclic GMP-AMP synthase activity. The transcript has 4 exons. The record is from RefSeq and is a predicted model, not a curated record. Gene Ontology annotation, biological process: paracrine signaling; DNA damage response; positive regulation of defense response to virus by host. The annotation marks the transcript as partial. NCBI's taxonomy places the organism in Eukaryota, Metazoa, Chordata, Actinopteri, Perciformes, Cyclopteridae.